Molecule: messenger RNA, 1509 nt
Organism: Oppia nitens
Lineage: Eukaryota; Metazoa; Arthropoda; Arachnida; Sarcoptiformes; Oppiidae
Exons: 2
Coding region: 4-1425 (473 amino acids)
Source: RefSeq, a predicted model, not a curated record
UGGAUGGACGGUAUGGAGGAAAUCUGGUACAGACAGUUGCAUCGGGCGAUUGUCAGACAUCAGUGUCAAAUGGUUGUUAUAGACAGCUAUAAUGAGUAUGUAGAUAAUGAUUCACACAAUCGCAGUCUGUUUGAACAGGGAUCAGUUGUUAUUGUCGAAGACCAACUCCAUAUGAAUAUCCCAUACGAUCAGUGCGAUGAUAGUGCCGUAUUUCUGAAGGAUAUAAGACAACUAAUGGAUUGGAAAAUGUUUUGCCAGACAUUUAUCAAAGACGAGUCAAUGAAACAAAAAGUGAUGGAUUAUGAAAAUCCGGUCGUGUUUUUAGGCGCACACGAAUCCGACUACAAUACCAGUGCCUGGUGUCUGCUAAUUGAAAAAAGAGCCACCGAAACGGUUACCGAUUUUAACCGAUCAAAAAAAGAAUUUCAGGUGACAUAUGGUCGCCAAUGUGUUUUGGAGGUACCCGAAGGCGGCUAUAUAAUGGCAGUCGAGGAAUGGAGGGACGGUAUGGACGAAAUCUGGUACCGACACCGUUACGAACAGUUGCAUCGGGCGAUUGUCAGACAUCAGAUGCCUCAUUCAAUCAUAUAUAUUCGUCCACGAAAUUUUCGAUUGCCGCCACAAGUAGGUGAUUGGCUCAACAAAAUUAUAUUGAAUACCAGUGCAAAACAUCCGGCCGGACGUCAACUGUCAAUUAGUAUCUAUACAAAUGAGAUCCGUGAAGCAUACAGACAACUGUACGAACGGUUAUCGACGCCUUAUAUAAUUUUCAAAGAUCAUGUUAUUCGGCCAAAAGAGUUCAACUUUAGGCAAUUUGUUGGCCAACAUGUCGACAGACAAUUGGCCGAUAGUUACUGCAAAUCAGUGUCGCCCGCCUAUCCACCGGUCAAGGUUACCGAUCCGGAUGGCAGUCAUCGGCUGUUUUAUUUGCCACAAAAACUUCUAUUCGACGCUCAGUUAGAUUCGGGUGUCGAACAAAUCAAAUGCAAUUUGUUGACAGUCUUCAAAAAGUAUGACUUCGAUAAGCAAACCUAUUGUACAGUUGGCGGCAAAACUCAUAUCAAUACUAAUAACCCGAAAGUAAUAUUAAAAUUAAUAAAAACAAAAGCCGAGUUCAAUGAAUAUCAAUGGAAAUGGUUGGACAAUCCGUUUGUCGACAAACAUCAGCUAUUGAAUCGCGAAGAGUAUCGGCUGGGAGUCGAUGGACACUACUAUCACAAAUGGUCGCCAGCAAACAACACGCAACAUAUCGGUAAAGUCCUAAGCGUUUACUAUGAGUUCACUGAGUUUGGAACCGAUCGGCCAAUUCAGGUCAACAUUCAGUCAAAAAGCGGCAAUUUUUUACCGCAAACCAAUCCAUUUCGAUGGAGAAAAGACUAUGAAUUGGAUCAACUGUUCCAAAAACGGCCAUUUCUUUUCAAUUGAAACUCCAUUUACGAGCACAGGUCCAUGUAUUAAUACAACUGUAGUUGGGGGUAAUCAUUUAGAUUGAUGCCCAAAACACCCGUC